Molecule: messenger RNA, 894 nt
Organism: Plasmopara halstedii
Lineage: Eukaryota; Oomycota; Peronosporomycetes; Peronosporales; Peronosporaceae
Product: 3-deoxy-8-phosphooctulonate synthase
Exons: 6
Coding region: 1-894 (297 amino acids)
Biological process (GO): monosaccharide biosynthetic process
Cellular component (GO): cytoplasm; cytosol
Molecular function (GO): 3-deoxy-8-phosphooctulonate synthase activity
Source: RefSeq, a predicted model, not a curated record
AUGUUUUCUCACCGCCGAGCAUUGGCCAAGACUUUGCGACAAGCGUCUCCGUUCUUCCUUAUCGCUGGUCCAUGUGUACUCGAAUCCCAGCAAAUUGUCAUGACUAUCGCAAAACGGUUAGCUGCAAUUCAGAAAAAGCUACAAAUUCCUGUUAUAUUCAAGGCAAGUUUCGAUAAAGCUAAUCGACAGGAUCUCACAAGCUUUCGAGGUCCUGGACUAGAGUGUGGUCUUGCAAUGUUACAACAAGUAAAGGAUGCAACGGGAUUACCGGUGCUCACUGAUGUUCACGAGACGCAUCAAGUGGCUUCAGUGGCAAAGGUAGUAGACGUCAUUCAAAUACCAGCUUUUUUAAGCCGGCAAACGGAUCUGCUCUUAGCUGCUGCGACUUCCGGAAAGCUAGUGAAUUUAAAAAAAGGACAAAUGUUGUCAGCAGAAACUAUGCUCUUAGCAGCUAAAAAGAUUGCAAUAACACAGAAAGACUCAGAACGUGGAAGUAUGUUUGGAUAUGGGGACCUAGUAGUAGAUCCAAGAAAUCUUCCAUUACUUCGUCGAUCUAAUGGUCUUGUUGUGCAAGAUGUCACUCACAGUGUUCAACGAUCGAGUAGUGCGCAUACCGAUAGCAUUACAAGCGGUGGUAAUCGCGAAUUCAUCCCGACAAUAGCUAGAAUGGCUGCGGCUGUUGGUGUCGACGGCUUCUUUUUUGAGACGCAUCUUGAUCCGACACAGGCACUCUGUGACGCAGCUACAAUGAUACCCAUUGACGAGCUCGAGCCUCUUCUUGAGGAACUUGUUGAGAUUUCUAAUGCCUCUAAGGCUUUACAUGUGUCGGGCGACGAGGCUUUGGAAUCUUUGGUUUGCGAGGAAGUCGGUGCUGCAUGCAUUCGUGCAAUGUAG